Messenger RNA from Eriocheir sinensis (Chinese mitten crab), 4243 nucleotides. RefSeq lists its product as uncharacterized. Bases 1568 to 2965 code for a protein of 465 amino acids. Gene Ontology annotation, cellular component: plasma membrane. NCBI's taxonomy places the organism in Eukaryota, Metazoa, Arthropoda, Malacostraca, Decapoda, Varunidae. The transcript is spliced from 8 exons. Gene Ontology annotation, biological process: engulfment of apoptotic cell; phosphatidylserine exposure on apoptotic cell surface; apoptotic process involved in development. The record is from RefSeq and is a predicted model, not a curated record.
ACUGGAGGCAGUGGUGUGCGAAGCGGCGUGGUGGUGCGGGAGUGACUCAAAGUUAGGCUGAAAGCAGGAACAACCUUUAAUACCAAGUAGAUUUACAUGGAUUCCAAUUGCCUUCGGAGUGACUGAUUGCCUCAUAGUUGGUUUGGGAGGAGAAGGACCAAGCCAGGAACUGAAGAGAGGAAGGCAGGAUAAUGGAUUAAAGCAUUACUCGAUGAAUACAAAGAAAAAGAACGAGCAUUGAUGGCCAAUUCGUGGAGUAAAUGUCCCUGUGUGAAAAGCUAAAAAAAUAAGGUUACAUAUAUAUUAUAGAAAAGCCAAGGAUAACUAACUAAGGCCUGCGCAUUAACCCAGUGCUCGAUACACGAAGAAAAGGAACGAGAAUUGAUGGCCAGUUCAUUGGACAAAUAUAACAGUGUGCGAAGCUAAAGAGAAAGUUAUAGAUAUUAUAGAAAAGCCAAGAAUAACUAAGAGGUGAGAGGGAAUUCUGCGGACAAACCCAGUGGUAGAUAAACACACACACAAAAAAGGAACGAGAGGUGGCGGCCAGCGUCGCAGUGCUCGGGGUAAAGAUCAGUGUGUGUCUAGACGAGAAGUUACACAGAUAUUACGGAGAGGUCAUCAAUAAUUAAGGACGGAAAGGAACAUCAAGGGACACACGCAGCCACCAAUGAAUGCCAAGAAAAGGAACUAAGCGUGAUGGCCAGAGUUUAAGAGGAGUGAAAGAUCAGUUAGAUGUGCGAAGCUUGGUGAAAUAUUAUAUAGAGGUUACAAACAGAUUAAAGAACAACGCGCGGUGACACUAAUUCUAGCUGAGUCAAGUGUGUGCCAAGCUUAACAGGAAGUCACAUAUAAAGAAGGGAAGUCGCAUUAUCGGGAAGAAGUUAACUGGAGGGGAUCACGCGAGUAAAAGGAACAACAAAUGGUGGCCGGAAAAGCAAUGACGUAAAGAUGAGUAAUAUGUGCGAAGGUAAACAGUAAGCUACAUAAAGAUACAGAACCCCAAAAUAACUAAGUAGAAAAAAAGAAGCUCAAGGGACUCACACGAUACACGAUAAAGGCGAAGAAAAAGUACAGUGAGUGGUGGCCGAGGUUUCAGUGGUUCCAAGCUAAAUAGAAAAGUUACAAAGCCAUUACACAAAAAUUAAGGAGAAGAAGGAAACCCAGUGAACUCAUGCAACAUUCCACUGAUGCAGAAGAAGAACCAUGCAUUAGUGGAUACAGUGUUAAUCAUGUCAAGCUAAAUAUAGGGUUACAAAGACACCAUAUAUAAACUAAACAGAAGAAAACCCCAAACUCACGCGAUACUUAUUCAACCCUUGGGAAAGGAUAAACACGUGAAGGCCAAUUAAGAUGCGGUAAAGAUCAGAGGACUUCAUUUGAUUCUCUAAGUACAGUACACACAUAUAUGCAAUUCACCGAGGAUACCACACUGGAAGAUCUAUCAACACACACGAAGCUAAAGAGAAAGCUAUAAAAAAAGAUCACAGAGACGCUACAGAAGAAUAAAAGUGUUUCUCUGAAGGUGACCGAGGAGGAAGGGGCGAGUGGUGGUAAGGUGGUGGUGGAGAUGGAGGCGGUGGAGGCGGCGGCGCAGAGGCGGGGAAGCAGAGACAGCACAUCACGUGAACUUGGGACGACUCCGUUGAUGACAGGGAGGAAGCUGCAGGCGACGGUGGUCAUGAAGGAGGCGUGGGAGGAAAGCCGGCUCACCAGGUCCUCGCAGCCGCCGCCGCCCCACGAGCCCGAGGACUCCGACGGCUGCUGCUGCGACGACUCUGCCUCCUCCUGCUGCUGCUGCCCCACGGCCUGCAAGAUAUUCCUUAAGUACACGGUCGGCAGGUCCAUACAGCUGUUCCUCUACGUGCUGGACAUUGCCACGGACGUCAGCUUGGCAGUGGCGGAUUAUCGAAAUGGCGACACCACCUUUGCGUUCAUCAACCUCGCUCUGGUCUUCACCCCUGGCUUCCUGUUCGUGAUGUUCGCCCUCACGGACAUACUCAGCAACAACACGGGGUUCCUGGCGUGCAGCAAGGCCUUCCUCUGGUUCUUCAGCUUCCCUCUCCUUCCCUUGUGGCCGGCUGUCCGAGACCUGCAAAAGAUCUACCACAGCGUCAUGGCACUCCUCCCGGGGGCGCGCGAGGAGCAUCUGGCACAUCUCAACAGGCCCACGCGUUCCUACCUCCUGAAAUUCCUAGAAGCGUUCACCGAGGCAGCUCCGCAGAUUCUCCUCCGCCUUUACAAGAUCGCCCUACGCCGCCAAGAGCUUCCCUUCUCCAAGAUCGAGACGAUGGAGGCUGUGCAGGUAUCCUUCUCCCUGCUCACCCUGGCGUCUAAGGUCAUCUCCACCUACCAGAAGAGCGUCACCACCCAGCAGAUCUUCGACGGCGAGCUGGAGGACCACGAGCGAUUCAGACUCCCGUGCUGCGUCCAGGUCCUCGGGUUCCUGUGGUGGGCGGCCUUCCUGGUGGCGCGCUUCGAGGUGAUGGCGCUGUUCGCGGGUUCCCUCCACGGCUGGCUCUUCCUGGUGAUCGGCGUGCACGUGAUCCUCGUCUUCCUCUUCCAAACAAUCGCCACCACCAAGAAGGGCCUGAAGAGGGUGUUCAUCUACCUCUUCACCGGCUUCAUCUUCAUCUUCGCCUACCUGGAGUUUAACAUGAAGUCCAGGAUCAAGGUGGCGCCGUGGUUCCCCUACACGGUGUACACAGUGCUGGUCUUCAUCGAGAACUCCAUCAUGCUGGUGGUGUGGUUCUCGACGCAGAAGGCCUUCACCGCCACCCUGCCCGAGGACGAUCAGGCCCUCUACACGGCACACCGGGAGAGGCUCAUCUUCGUCCACUACGGUGCCUUCUGCUUCGGGCUCAUCAUGAUGAUCGCCACCUUCUGCUGCCCGGAGAGAAGAAACCAAGCCCAGGACAAGGGGGUGGAGGACAAGGAGAUGCGGCCCUUGCCUGUUGUUCCCUCUUGAUCGCUGUCUCGUCUAACACUACUAGCCUAUUUUUAUUUCAUUAGUACCGUUGUCAUUUGCUGCCCCUCGAUAAGAGACCACACUCAGGCCAGAGGAAUGCGUCCAUGCUCUUCAUAGCCCCCUGAGCACCGUCUCCUAUCUAUGUCUACGAGCCUACAUGUAUUUCUCAAUAUUUUUUAUGACAAUCCCAAAUUCCCAAGGCUACGUCGGCAGGUCCUCCAGCCACCUGUGACACUGGGCCCACACGCCACUAAACGCUUCUCAGGAAAACUUUGGUGUCACAACGUGUGGCCGCCUAUAAACAUACAGCUGGAUAGGGACAAUGACAAUUAUGCAUUUUUUUUACCCAUGCUGUAAUAUUUUUUACAACACAUCUUUUGAAAAAUAUCUUUCAACUUUACAUACUAAAGUUUUUUUUUUUUUUCAUCGCAGUGCGAUGAUGUAGUGUGGGCCCCAGGCCAGGCUACAGCUGAAGACCUGUCCACAUAGGCCUUGGGUAAUUCUAGGUAGGAUUGCAUCGUUAACCUCUUGACUUUGAUCACCCAACUGACCACAGACAAAUUCGACCAGUCUCAUGAGGCCAGGCUGCUAUUUUGGUGGGGUUAGGUUUCUACCCCUCUGCUAUGUUAAGCAGUUUGGUCUUUUUUAUGCAGUCCUACUGGCUAAAACUACCAUUAUUAUUUAUGAAAUAGUAAUUACCUGAAUGUUUGAUUUCGUUUUAUUAAGUGUAACAUCAAUGUCUGUAAAAAUGUGUAUUCCUAUGUGAUGAAGUUUGUCAGUAGCUGCAGCCCUUAUGAGUAAUGUUGCACUUGGUUGCUCAUUACUAUUAUAACAAUUAUUUAACGGUGAUGUUCCAAACCUCGUGAUACAUGUUUCCUAUGAAUGAACGAAUGGAUGAUAGUGUUUCCUAUGUAUAAAAGUAACUGUGCCUAACAUUUAGUAUGUAGCCAAAAUGUUUCAUAUAUAAUAAACAAUAUUUUGUGAUAAAAAUAAGGUAAUACUGUCACAUAGUAAACAGGACGUAGCUUUCUGCAAAGAACUACCUGUGUCCAUGUAGCUACCUUGGUGCUGUGUCCCAGAACACCCGUGCUUACCUGCAGCCACCUGAUGUGUGUGUGUGUGUGUGUGCCCUGCUUGUGGUCACACUACUUGCGCUGCUGGUGUUGGCGGUGGCCUGCAUCAGGGACAGCCAAGGUUGUGUAGACCCUGGAGGUGCUCAGCUGUAAGGACAUGGGUGUAAUGUCUUCACCAAAAAAUAUUACUGUAUGUAAUACUUUU